AUGGCCCUGAUCGAUGUUUCGAGGCAGAGGAGGUCGCUCCUGCAGGAUUCGACUGCUUUACAUCAUCUGCCCCCCGAUUUACUCGACGUGAUCCAGAGCCAGCCCUCUGCACGUCUGCUAGAUGCCGUUGCGCAGGCGGCUCUCAUCCCAGCACUUACAGACCGCAUAUACGCACAUUUUGAGAAUGUGUUCCCCGACAUCUGCGCGCGAUGGGCUCUCAACGCCAAGUCGAACUUGCAGCGUAUACAUGCCGUCUCUGCCGCAGCUAAAUUAUUACCAUUCAGCCCCGACCUCGCCACCUUUCUCCGUGCCCAGCCUGCUCGUGAGAGACUAACGCAGGCCUCGUCGCUGCGCCUGCAACCUCUGCAAUUGGACGACACCUCGCUAAGUCUAGGCAAUAGAGACUUGACCAAGUGCUUGCUCGCAACAUGGCGACUUUUGAGUUUCGAUUUGCGCGCUUUCGGCUCCAUUGUCUCGGCUGCGCUCAUGCAGAACCUGUUCGCACAUGACAGUCGCGCUGUCCGAUAUCUCGCCAUUCGCAUCUUCUGCCAGCUUCUUUACGCUUCGGAUAAGAAGCUAGAGAGCCUCGUUCAAACGCAUGUUGGCGACGAGCCCAUCACCGCUGAAUUUGACGGCGUCGAGAUUGACUACGGUUUUCUUUCCCUUCAUGAGCAUGAGCGAGCCAAGAAGAUGCUCGCCUUGAGACAAGAAAUUUCGCAAAAUGCCCCAGAACAUAGCGCCACUGAGCACUAUGUGCAGCAACUAACACCGUACUCUGUUGCGUACGGGCAAGUCGUAUUGCCGCGCCCGUAUGGUCCAACAGGAGACCUGGCCAGCUUGGUUUUGACCGACACCACAAUGUCCAACCUGGAAAGCUUCGCGAAGCUGUUGCGCAACCCUGGACCGAUCCUCCUUCACGGCGCAUCUGGAGUUGGAAAGACGGCGCUCGUCCAAGAGAUUGCGACCCAACUUGGAAUGCAUUCCGAGAUGGUCACAUUACAUCUAAACGAGCAGACUGACGCAAAGAUGCUCAUCGGCCUUUACUCCACAGACUCGAAGCCGGGCAGCUUUCAGUGGCGACCAGGUGUGCUAACAACAGCCGUCAAGGAGGGACGAUGGGUUCUAGUCGAAGACCUUGACCGAGCGCCGACCGAAGUCCUCAGCACGCUAUUACCGCUGAUUGAGCGCAACGAACUUCUGAUACCCAGCCGAGGGGAGACGAUCCGAGCAGCUAGCACUUUCCGCCUCCUUGCUACAGUCAGAACGUCUCGAGGACUGAACGGUCGCGAGAACCUGCCUUCACUAGUUGGAAUGCGCUUCUGGCAAUCGCUCCAUACAGAUCAACUUACAGAGUCCGAGCUCGAGCGAGUCGUCGUCGAAACAUAUCCUAUUCUUCAGAAAUACAUUACUGGAAUUUUAGCUGUUCAUCGUCGGCUGGCCCGCUUGAGCAGCUCUUCCGUCGUCACAGCUCGCGGGCGCAGUGUCAUGGAAAGACAGUCCAAUCUCAGAGAUCUGCUGAAAUGGUGUCGUCGCUUAAAAGAAUGCCUACUAGCCGCAGGAUCAACAACCGGAGAGGAGCCCAUAUCAGAAACGACGAGAGACUGGAUGUUCAUGGAGGCUGUGGAUUGCUUCCUGGGAAGCUGCCCAGAUGUCGAGUUGAGCAAGCACCUGGCUUUUGCCAUUGCUGAGGAGAUGCACUUGUCUAGGGAACGGGCAGAGCAUUAUUUGACUGCCAAUAUACCCCCCCUAAACGAAAGCGAGACUCAGCUAGCGAUUGGCAGAGUGACGCUAAGGAAGAAACGAGUUCAGCCCAGGGCUGCAAAGCCAAAGCAGACCUUUGCCAGUACUGUGCAUGCCAAAAGACUUCUCGAGCAAAUCGCGGUUGCUGUGAAGCUUGAAGAGCCUGUACUACUGGUUGGUGAGACUGGUAUCGGCAAGACGACUGUUGUGCAGCAGCUGGCAGAGAUUCUGGGCAACAAUCUUAUCGCGGUAAACCUUUCACAGCAGAGUGAGGUUGGAGAUUUACUCGGUGGAUUCAAGCCGGUGAAUGUCCGCAGUCUUGCAGUUCCACUCAAGGAAGAGUUCGAGGAUUUGUUCGACGCGACCGGCAUUUCAGCCUCAAAGAAUCAAAAGUAUCUGGAGCAAGUUGGAAAAUGCUUUGUCAGGUCGCAGUGGUCCAAGGUUGCAAAGCUAUGGAAGGAGGCGCCUAAAAUGUUUGCCAAAAUCGUCUCGGAGCUGGAGAAGGCUCAUGCCCAAGCGCAGAAAGAGAGACAAGACGACUCUCAGCCAACAAAACGCAGGAAGACACACUCCAAACUCCAGAGCUUACUUGACCUCCGUCCGCGAUGGGAGACGUUUGCUCGUAAUCUGGAGCAGUUUGAGAUUCAAAUUGCGGCCGGACCGGGUGGCUUUGCCUUUUCAUUCGUCGAGGGCAAUCUUGUCAAGGCCCUGAGAAACGGCGACUGGGUUCUUCUCGAUGAAAUCAACCUGGCUUCUCCAGAUACUCUAGAGAGCAUCGCAGACUUGCUAACAGGACCCAAUGAGCGACCUUCGAUAUUGCUAUCCGAGACUGGCGAAAUCCAGAAGAUUAUCGCGCAUCCACAUUUCCGCAUUUUUGGAGCAAUGAACCCGGCGACAGAUAUCGGCAAAAGAGACUUGCCGGCUGGAAUUCGUUCCAGGUUCACGGAGCUCUACGUCAAGAGUCCGGAUACAGAUGAAAAGGACUUACUUCAAAUCAUCAAGACAUAUCUAGGCAGCACCAGCAACAAAAAUGACAAGGCGGCGGACGACAUUGCGCGACUAUAUCUUAACACUAAAAAGUUGGCUGAGCAGAAGCGAAUUGUGGAUGGCGCCAACGAGGUCCCGCAUUUCAGUCUGCGAACGCUCACUCGUGUACUGACCUAUGUCAAUACCAUCGGCUCUCUAUAUGGCGUCCGAAGAGCUUUGUACGAAGGCUUCUCUAUGGGUUUUCUGACCCUACUCGACCGCCAAUCCGAGAACAUGCUGGUGCCACUCAUCUACCAUCACCUUCUCGACAGCCAUGGCGACCCGCAGUCACUGCUCUCGCAGCCUCCCAAGCAUCCCAGUGACGGUAGGAGCUACGUCAAGUUUCAAAACAAGGCGCGCGAUAGACAAUAUUGGCUCUUCCAGGGAGACGAACAGCCAGUGGAGAGAGAUGAUUACAUUAUCACACCAUAUGUUGAGCGCAACUUGCUCAAUUUGGUUCGUGCCACUUCCACACGACGAUUCCCCAUCCUCAUCCAGGGCCCUACCUCCGCUGGCAAAACAAGUAUGAUUGAGUAUCUUGCCAAUUUCACGGGCAACAAAUUCGUACGAAUCAACAACCACGAGCACACAGACUUACAGGAGUAUCUUGGUACCUACGUAUCUGGAUCAGAUGGAAAGCUCAAGUUCCAAGAGGGAGUUCUUGUGCAGGCAAUGAGACAGGGGCAUUGGAUCGUUCUCGACGAACUGAACCUGGCACCUACAGACGUGCUUGAAGCACUGAACAGACUUCUUGAUGACAACCGCGAGCUGCUGAUUCCAGAGACUCAAGAAGUCGUGCGUCCACAUGAGAAUUUUAUUCUUUUUGCGACUCAGAACCCACCGGGUCUUUAUGGUGGACGAAAAGUUCUCUCGCGUGCUUUCCGAAAUCGAUUCCUGGAACUUCAUUUCGACGACAUCCCGGAAGACGAGCUUGAGUUCAUUCUGCAACAGCGCAGUCGUAAUACGUCCCCUCCCGAUUGCCGUCGUAUUGUUUCCGUCUACAAGGAGCUUUCCAGACUUCGACAGACCAGCCGGCUCUUUGAGCAAAAAGACAGCUUUGCCACUCUCCGAGAUUUGUUCCGAUGGGCACUGCGUGAGGCGGAAACGCGCGAGGACAUCGCCGCGCAUGGCUUUAUGCUUCUUGCUGAGCGAGUCCGAGAUAACGAGGAGAGGCAGGCCGUCAAGGAAAUCAUCGAAACGGUGUUCAAGGUGAAGAUUGACACCCACAAGCUCUACUCCGCACGAGAUGCACCCGAAUUGAAGAGCUUUGCUACCCAGCAGAAUGGCCAGGGUGUUGUUUGGACUCACGCCAUGCGUCGGCUUUAUGUACUGGUUUCGCGGGCGCUGAAGAACAACGAGCCUGUCCUCCUCGUCGGCGAGACUGGUUGCGGUAAAACCACUGUUUGCCAGCUGCUCGCGGAGGCUCUCAAGACGGAGCUGCAUAUUGUCAACGCUCACCAGAAUACAGAAACCGGAGAUUUGAUUGGUUCGCAGCGACCAGUACGCAAUCGCGGAGCGAUUCUUGAUACGCUGGACAAGGACCUUGCUCUGGCUCUUACGCUCGUGGGAGCUUCCAUUCCGGCAUCGCCCGAAGAAAAGUACCAGCUUUAUCAAUCGCAAGCCAUUCAUAGCGAUCAAGUGAACGAAGCUCUCAAGGGCAAAAUCGCCAGCAAUGUUACGCGGAGCAAGGCCCUCUUUGAGUGGUCUGAUGGUGCUCUUGUCGAGGCUAUGAGAGAUGGACAAUUCUUCCUACUAGAUGAGAUUUCUCUUGCAGACGACUCCGUGCUUGAGCGCUUAAAUUCGGUUCUUGAGCCCCAAAGAACGCUGCUUCUGGCCGAAAAGGGCAGCAACGAUUCUUUUGUGGUUGGCGCGCCCGGUUUCCAGUUCUUCGCCACCAUGAACCCCGGUGGUGACUUUGGCAAGAAGGAGCUGUCGCCUGCUCUUCGAAAUCGCUUUACGGAGAUUUGGGUUCCUCAAUUGUCCGGCGACGAGGAUAUUCAAGAAAUUGUUCAGACAAAACUAAAGGACGAGGUCAAGCAGGCUACGAAGGUCAUCAUUGACUUUGCUGUUUGGUUUGGUGCCACUUUCCGCCCAAUGGCCACCACUCCAUUCUCCAUCCGUGAAAUUUUGGUCUGGGUUCAAUUCAUGAACUCUGCUGCAGCGAGUAAGAUUCCCUUUGCGUUGGUGCACGGUGCGUCGGCCAUCUUCAUCGACAGCAUUGGUGCCAAUCCUUCUGCUGUUCUCGCCACAGAUACCCAGGCUACCCAACGACAGCGGCAGCAGUGCCUCGACAAACUGACUGAACUCAUGGGCAAGGAUGCUUCUCAGAUCUAUGAUUCUGAGCCAGAGUUCAGGGUGACGCCGGACAACUUGGCUAUCGGCGCGUUCAGUAUUCCCCGCGCGCUGGACGCCUCGCCGCUUGCCGACUUUGCUUUCCACGCCCCAACUACCAGACGAAAUACCAUGCGAGUUGUCCGAGCUUUGCAGAUGCACAAGCCAAUUCUUCUCGAGGGCAGCCCCGGUACUGAUCUCAUGGAUCUCUUUGGUACCGAUGUGCCUGUUGAGGGAGCCGAGGCUGGAAACUUUGCAUGGCGCGACGCUCCCUUCUUGCAGGCCAUGCAAAAAGGUGAAUGGGUUCUGCUUGACGAAAUGAACCUGGCGUCGCAGUCUGUGUUGGAGGGUCUGAAUGCCUGCCUGGACCAUCGUGGUGAAGUGUACGUCUCGGAACUCGACCAAGUCUUCAAGCGCCACCCCAAUUUCCGCCUGUUUGCUGCGCAAAAUCCCCACCAUCAGGGCGGCGGCCGAAAGGGUUUGCCCGCAUCCUUUGUCAAUCGUUUCAUUGUCGUCUAUGCCGAUGUGUUUACAGAUGAGGAUCUUAAGCUCAUCGCAUCGCACAACUUCCCAAACCUGCCACCUGACAUGGUCAGCAACCUCAUCCAAUUUGUCACUGACAUGGAUAAGCAACUCAUGCUCGAUCGUUCCUUUGGCGCACAGGGCGGACCCUGGGAGUUUAACUUACGUGACGUUCUUCGCUGGCUGCAUCUGCUCAACUCCUCUGACCCCAUUCUCCAGCAGGGCCAGGCCGAUGAUUUCCUUGACAUCAUGGUGCGGCAGCGCUUUCGCUUACCGCAGGAUCGUUCCGAAGUCACCAAGCUCUACACCCAGGUUUUUGGCGCUGAACCACGCAGCCACAGCCUUUAUCACGACCUGAAUGCCGACUCUAGCCAAGUCGGCCUUGCACUUCUUCCUCGGAAUUCCUCUUCGCAACCUGAACGAUUGCCACCAAUCAACGUUGUCCCCCGCCUUCCCGAGCUCGAGUCUCUCAUGAUCUGUGUCAAGCAAAAUAUUCCGUGCAUCCUCACCAGCCCUUCGGGCUUUGGAAAGACGGCGCUGCUGGAGUACGUCGCGGCGUUAUCCGGAAAGCCUCUAGUUGUAUUCCCAAUGAAUGCGGAUAUCGACACUAUGGACCUUGUGGGUGGUUUUGAACAAGCUGAUCCUCUUCGCGAAGUCAAUGCUGCUAUUCGCGACUUGCGCGCCUAUCUCCACGAUUCCAUCAUGACUAUGAUUCCGACCAAGCUCCCUGAUUCUGUUCUCGUUUUACUGUACGAGAUUGAUAAUUUUUCUGGCAAAAGCGAGGAGAUCUCACGCAUCCAGUCCUCUGUUACUUUGCUUCUCCAGGAGCUUCCCACCAACUCGGAUGUCAGCGUUCACUUGUCGAAACUUGCCGCUCUUCUCGCGCAGCCAAUUGUGCUUGAGAACCCGCGAUUUGAAUGGCUUGAUGGUGUCAUUAUCAAGGCUCUGGAAUCGGGCCAGUGGCUGGUCCUGGAUAACGCAAACCUCUGCAACGCGUCCGUGUUGGAUCGUCUGAAUUCGCUUCUGGAACCCAAUGGCUUCCUAAGUGUGAAUGAGCACUGCGGACCAGGAGGCGAACCACGGGUUGUGAGACCCCAUCCGGACUUCAGGAUUUUCCUCACCGUGGACCCAAGAUAUGGCGAGCUGUCUCGCGCCAUGCGCAACCGAGCUGUUGAAAUUUAUCUAUGUGACAGCCCCCCGAGUGUGGAUCCCAGUCUUCAUUACAUCGCACCUGUGGAGAGCUGUCUCCAGAGAUAUCUGUCGACUCUUAAUACUUCGCAGCUGCUGGUGCAGAAUGACAAGCCUUCUGAUGCUCUGCGCAUCUCUCUUCAGAACAUUAACCUUCAAGACCUAGCCACUCUCUUGCGCUUCACGAACGAGUUUGGACAAGAGCCAUCUCUCUCCGCUCAUCUGCAGCAAUUUGUCAAGUUUCUUCAGUCUCCCAACGGGUCUGAUGCCCGAAAGAGCGUUUCGGACCUCUAUUCGAGCUUGCCUGAGGCUCUCAUUAGCGGUACAGCCCAAUCGCAGCCUAUCCACCCGCUAAACAAUUAUGCCGUGUCGCGCCUCGCACAGAAUGGCAACUCGGCAGAGUGGAUUGCGACCAUCUACGACUCCUGUAUGGAGAUAUUCAGUGUUCAAGAAUCCAUUGAUCACCAAAAGUCUUUGGCUCGAACUUCAAAACUAGGCGCUCUUAACAGACUGCAGCGAUCGCUCAUCAGUGAUCGUGUUGCUGCUGUGUCGAAGGACUCUACUGUCAGGUUGGCAGCGUUCAUGGACGCCGUGCUGAGUGCUAUUCGUGCAUACCUCGGCAAUGCGCCAUCGAACGAGCAUCAGGUCUCUGCCAGAUUUUUGAGUCUAGUAUGGAACUACAUUGAACGUACAAUUGCAUUAGCUACCGAGGAAACACUGGAUGAAGCCAGGUUCCAGGCUCAUCUGACACAGGGUACACGAUUAUUGAAGAAGCAGCUUGCGAAAAUUGAAUCCCCAGCACUCUCUGCUCUGGUUUCACUUAUCCUGGGAAAGCUGCAAAGUGACUUUGCCAGUGGAUUCCAGCUUUCAACAGGUCUCAGCAUGGAGCAGCUUUGGAACACGCUUCGCCCGCUCCCCAUACCUAGCCAAUUUAUCUACGACGAGGUGCUCAAGCUGGAUCAGCUUGUGACAAGAUUUGACGAGCUUCGCUGGAAGACAAGAGCUAGCAUUCCGGAGCUCGCUAAGGCCCAGCAGGCUAUGGAGCAGGCAUAUGCCAUUGUUCGAUCGGGUGCCAGCAGCUCCGAUGAACUCGUGCGAGAGCUUUCUGCCGUUGUUGAAUCGCUUGAGAGUCAGACUGAAGACGAGACAGGAAAACGAGUGCCGUUCUUUGCUUCGCAGUUCGAGGGUCUGCGACAAAUUGAUAUGCUGCGUGCUAAGCCCACUGCCGAAGCUGGCAACUACGAACUCUCCAUCUUGUCUGAUCUCUCGACUCGAGCCCGUCUGAUGCUCGCAAGCACCGCUGGUCCUGCAUCUUGGCUGCAGUAUGCUGAUUGCUUGGCCUAUCAGAACCAGUAUCCCUGGGAUGGGCGCCUGAUGUCGUCUGCUUGGAAUAAGCUCAACAACAUCGGCUCAGUCACCUUAAACUCCUUUCAGCUCCUCGAAGCUGAGCUGCCAGCCUUGGGUCGGCAGAUGGCACAAAUGACCUCCGAUAUCUCUGCCGAUCCCACCACCCAGCUCAAUCGAGUUCUUCAGAUUCUUCUGCUUGAUGUUUUCGCAAGUCACGGCGAAGCAUCUCAAGCGCUUGGCCUCGAGCUAUUUUCGAAAGCGUCAGAGUUCAGCGCCCUAGUUGAUGGCGGUGAAAAUGCCCUGCGAGAUGCUUGUUCUGUGAACGAGAACCUGCCCGCCCAUUUCAUGCAGAUUGUUCUUGAUCACUUUAUCGCUUCAAUCGUUAGUGUUGCUGCCUCGAAGCUGUCUAAUAGCCGCAGCACAUUACAGUCCGGUUUGGCUUGGGUUCAGUUUACAAUUGGACUUACGAAGCUCUAUGUACCUGACCGCAUUAUCGACCCUCAGCUCAGUCCUAUGAUGGAAAGACAAUUCUUCGAGCAACUCGAAAACUUCUUACGCGAGAGACUCUCACACAUUCAUGCAUUUGAGGAGGUUUUUGCCGGCCAGCUCACAAGCACCAGACAGCAGAUCCUCGUUGAUGAGAUCGAUCAGCUGGACCCGCUUCCCAAAGAGGUUGUCCCUGUCUUCAGACCUGAGCGGUCCGAAUUGAGCCAGAUCCAUGCCGAGUUCUCCAAUGUUCUCAAAUCCAUCGUCGGCUCUGAUAUUAUUACGAUUCUGCAGUCGCAUGCGAACUCCACAGACAGCGACAGCGGCCUUGCCUUGCUGAAGGAAAACAUUAUGAGACUGCUUGACCGCCUCAAUGCCCGUUUCCAGGCAUACCAGGACAUAACGCGGCCGGUAUCAAGUCUUUUACGCUGCUUCCUGAUUGGACUUUCGCUUUGCGAUACUUCAAAUGCAGCCAAGCUGGCUAGCCCUAUCCAAGCUAUCGCUAGCGCCACUCCUUUCGUCGGCGGCCUACAGAUGAGCGGAUUCCUUCCGGAAGCAGACAAAUCGUUUGAAUUUCUCGAUGUUGUAAAUAGCAGGAUUGCCAUCAAUGGGCAGUCGCAGCUCGAUGAUGAUUCACGACAGCGAGUCUUUGAAUGCUUCCACUCGUUCUUUGACGAAUGGAGCAAGCGCCUCGAAGCGGAUAGGGCAGAGGAAGCUGCCAGAACGAGCAUGUAUCGGUUCCGUGGGUCCUUGGAAGACGAAGAAGAAGUUGACGCUGAAGAGUUCAAUGAGCUGUUCCCCUCGUAUGAGGAAGAGAUUCCCUCAGCCAAGCCAAAAAAGAACAAGGAUGAGGUACGCAACACCUCUGUGAAGGUGGCAGAGAUCCACAAGAAACUUUUCUUGGAGAGUGACGAGCCUUCUGCAGCCCUUCGUCGUGUGUGCUUCAGCAUUUGCAACCGGAUUGUACGCGAGUCCGAAGGCCAUGCCAGCCUCGACGAAGAUCUGCAGAGCAAACUUAUCGCCCCUGUGGUGCUCCUUCUAAGCGAAAAGCUGCACGAGCUUCAAACACCGCCAAUAGAUAAGACUUACAACUUCUACUCUCACGCCAACCUCACUGAGGCACGCCAAUUGGUUGCCAUCGUUCAUGAUAUCCGGGCCAAGUUCCGAGAACUGCAGACGAUUGAUGAGAUUGGCCACAUGCAGCCCCUUGUCGAUGUCAUUCAGGCAUGCGAUGGAGUUUUGGAACUUGUUCACUCCGAGCCCCUUGCAAGUAUCGUGUACAAGGUAGAGCACCUGCAUGCACUCGUUUACGAAUGGCAAUUUGGAGGCUGGGCCAGCCAGAAGUACGGCGCUUUGAACUUGCACAAUGCCCUCACCAGCACAAUUAUCCGCUGGCGCAGACUUGAACUAUCCACAUGGGGAAAUCUGUUCGACAUGGAGAAAACAAAAUGCGAGGAGGACGCUUACUCCUGGUGGUUUAUUGCCUAUCAAGUUAUUAUCGCUGUACCACUGUCGAUGGUCGACUCUAAAUCCGAGUUGCAGAUAUAUGCAACAUCUCUCCUGCAGAGUUUGGAGUCUUACUUUUCUACGUCGAUUGUUGGCCAGUUUCAGACCCGAGUUUCCCUUCUCAGACAACUUCUGGCUCAUUUGAGGGCUCUGAUCCAGGACUAUCCCAAUCUCGUCGUUAUUACGCAAGCUGUUGCCAAUUUCCUUGCUUAUUACGCGAGGUUCGAGACUGCCGCGGCCAAGAUAAUUACUACGGGGCGCACGCCGAUUGACAAGAAAAUGAAGGAUGUGCUGCUCAUGGCUAGCUGGAAAGACACAAACAUUACUGCUCUCCGUGAGAGUGCCAAGAAGUCCCAUCUCAAGCUCUUCCGACUUGUGCGCAAGUUCCGCGGCGUUUUGGGUCAAGAAAUGAAGACCCUGAUCAUCCAGGGUCUGCCUGAUGAAACGACCUUCCCCGGAAACGUCAGCAUUGCUCACCCCAGUGAGCACGGUGUUUCGACGGCCAUGUUGACUCUUCUGGAGUCAAAUGCUCCUGGAUGGCUUGCUAGCCAUAAGCGACUAGCAAAUGUGACAAAGACUGUUUCCGUGAUGAACAACAUUGCCAAUACUGCGCAGAUCACUGGAACGGUCGCCGAGAGCGUUGAGUCGUACCUCUCUAGCUUGGAAGAGUCCAUGGCGGAGCUUCGUAAAGAAACACCAGCAAAUCUUACCGAGGAAAACAAGACUGAGGUGAAGCAUCUGAAGACAAGAAAGCGCAAGCUCUUCGCUGAUACCUUGCGAGAACUGCGCAACAUGGGCCUGAGAUACAACCUUGCCCAAGAACCGCUUGCGGAACAAGAGUCGUUGGCUGUGGUUCUUGCAUCUGGUGCGAAUACUACUUUGGACAGCUCUGCCACUAUCAACGAGGCAGAGUACUAUUUCCACAAGAUGCUAGACCUUGCACCCAAAGUCCGCGAUGCAGCCCGCGACCACUCAGAAGAUCUCACUUCUGCCGAAGUUAACCGCAGUAUCGGUUUUGUCGAAGGUUUUAUCUACCUCACCCGAGCACAGCGCCGAAGCAUCGCCACAACGGCUCGCUCUCUGGGCUCACUUCAGGAUGCUGUGCACUCCUUUACCGAGCUACGUCAUUUUGAGAGGCUUGGAAACUUGCGGUGCCGGACUGUUGAUAGCAAUAUCGAGACUCUGCUUCCUUGGGUCUUGCAGCUACUUAAAUUUGGUAUCAAUCUAGUGCGCUCUCACGGAAAGCUUCUUGGCACAGGUCAUGACUCAGUCUUGGAAAAGCUCCAAGGCUGGGUCGGCCGUCUGGAUGGACACCUCAAGACGUUGCGCGCACUACCAAGUCUGCCGACAAACCUGACGUCAGAGUCUUAUGAAUCAACGCACGCAAACAUCUCGGAUGCACUUGGUGAAUUGCGCUCCGAGCUGGCAGACUUGAUGCAACAGUCUCCCAACCUGUCCUUUGUUCUUAGUUACAUCUCGAGCUGGUCGGAGGCAGAGAUAGAAACGGCAGGCGCUGAGCUUCAAAGCAUUCCCCUCGCUAACUUUGGAGGUAUUCUGGCAAGACUCAGUGACACUAUCUUGGUUGCUGUGGAGGCCGCGAAGAAGAAAGCUUUCGAGGUUCCAACAAAUGAAGAAGAGCCGAGCUGGUUCGUGAACCAUAAUGACGGUCUAUUCUCGGUAAUCAAGCAACUCCGCAUGGAUGGGUUCGCCAAAAGCGUGGAGCAGUCGCUGCAAUUACUGGAGCAAUUGGACCUGAACUCGGCGACAACAAGCAGUGCAGCCGCUGGUAUGAUUGCGGUUGUCUCGCCAAUUCUUCAAGAAUUUGUCUUCUUCUGUCAAAAGGCGGUUGAAAAUGCGCUCAAUGUGCAUAAGUCGACAACGCAUCUGGGAUAUAUCCUGACUCGCGCGUUUACUCAAAUCGCUGGCCAAGGCUUCUGCACGCCACAAGAAAAGUCCGAUGAAACUUCCGGAGAAGGCAAAGUUGAGGCCGGUACCGGUCUUGGCGAUGGUGAAGGUGCAGAUGACAUUAGCAAGGAUGUUCAACCCGACGAAGACCUGACUGAACUCGCGCAAGAGGCAAACAAGGAAGAGAGUGGCGAGAUGGAGGACGAGAAGGAUGCCGUUGAUAUGGCUGAUGAAGAACUCGAGGGUGACAUGGGCAGCGUAGACGGCGCCGACGAAGAUGACGAAAAUGGAUCCAAGAAUGGAGAGGAAGAAGAGGAAGAGAAUGAUAUGGAUGAGGAGGCAGGUGAUGUUGAUGACCUGGAUCCUACUGCCGUGGACGAGAAGAUGUGGGAUGGUGAAGACGAGGAGAAGGCCGACAAAGACCAGCAGGGAGACAAAGCGCAGGGCCAGAAGAAGGACGACGAUCCCAUUCCCGAUGAGACGAAGCCUAGCAAGGAGGAAGCCGAAAAGGAAGCGGACGAAGACGACAAAAAGGAUGAUAACAAGGAUGACAACAAGGACGAAGAAGCCGAGGAGGAAGAUGAAGAUGUUCAGGCGCAGGAGGAACUCAAUAAGCAGGACCAGAAUGUCCAAGAAAACGAGACGCUUGCGCUACCUGAAGAGAUGGAUUUGGACAUGAAAGACGAGGAAGAAAUGUCUGGUGACGAAGACCUCGACGAUCUCUCUGAUAUAGACAAGGACGAGACUGCCCCCGAACAGCAGGAGGACAACGUCGAAGAAGAUGAAGAUGAGGAAGCUGGUGAUGAGACACAACAAAAGCCAGCCGAUCCUGAAGACGGCGAGGAAGAGGGCGACGCAAAAGAGGAAGCGGAAGAGAAAGACGUUGACGCAGUUGGCGAAGAUGAAGUUGACGAAGAGGUCAAAGAAGAGCCAGAGCAGGAGGACAAAAUGGAGGAAGAGCAACAAGAUAAUACCCAGGAUCAGUCCGAUCCCGCGGAUGCAACUGAGCUGGACAAUGCAGCCCCGAGCGACGUGAAGAGCUCUGGACAGGACCAAAACAAGGAUGCAAUGGAGUUGGACGACCAAUUCCAGGCUAAUGCGGCGGAGCAAAAUGAAGGUGACAUGGGAGAGGCUGGUGCCGAUGAAAACACCAGCUCCGGAAACAAGGGAGCCAUUUCCCGGACAGAAAAGUCGGCCGAGCAGCAACAAGAAGAUGCAGCAGAGCCGGAAACUCCGCGCAGUGACCCGUUCAAGAAGCUCGGGGAUGCUCUAGAGCGCUGGCACCGUCAGCAAUCUGAUAUCAAGGACGCCCAGCCAAACGAGGACGUCAAGCAAGAACAGUCAGAUCAACCUGACGAGCAGGCGCAGCGAGAGUUUCAGCACCUCCAGGACGACAGCACUGCACCUGAUACUCAGGCCAUGGGCACUGCAGACAAUGAAGACAUCCAACCAAUGGAUGAAACCAUGGCUAUCGAUAAAGAGAAGCAGGAUCCGGAGAGCCGUGUCACAGAGGGAGCAGAUGAGCAACAGCCAGACGAGAUUCCAGACGAAAUGGAUACGGAAGAGGCAGACGGCAACAAGGCUGACAAUGAGCGGGAAGACGAUGGCCGAUCCGGCGUCAAGACGCGACAGGGCAACUACGACAGAGAACCUACACCGGAAGAGGACGGCGUCGAGAAGGAAGAGUUUGACGAGGACGAAUCUCUCCAGAACGCCUCUGAGAAGCUAUCGAUUACACACAUUUCCGACGAAGACCGUCAGCUACGCGAGUUUGGCGACUGCCUACAGGAGUGGUCUAACUUCCAGACAAAGACGCACAGCCACUCGCUCUCCCUGACGUCGCAGCUGCGUCUCAUCCUCACGCCGUCCCAGUCGACCAAGCUCUCUGGCGCUUUCCGCACCGGCAAGCGCCUCAACAUCAAGCGCAUCAUCCCGUACAUUGCAUCGAGCUACAAGCGCGACAAAAUCUGGAUGCGGCGCAGCAUCCCCACCAAGCGCACGUACCAGAUCAUGCUCUGCGUCGAUGAUUCCAAGAGCAUGGGCGAGUCGUCCUCGGGCACGCUGGCCAUGGAGUCGCUCGUCAUGGUCUCGCGCUCCCUCACCAUGCUGGAAGUUGGUCAGGUCGGCGUCCUCGGUUUCGGCGCCGAUGUCUUCACUGCCCACCAGCUCUCGGACCCGUUCUCGUCGGACACGGGCGCCAAGGUGCUGCAAAGGUUUUCCUUUUCGCAGGACCGCACGGAUAUCGCGCAGCUGCUCCGCCAGACGAUUGACAACUUCCGCCUCGCGCGGCAGCAGUCGGGCGGGGGCGGCGCCGGCGCGGACCUGUGGCAGCUGGCGCUGAUUCUCUCUGACGGCCUCACCCCGUCGUCGGCGCACGACGAGAUUCGCCGGCUGCUGCGCGAGGCCAUGGAGGAGCGCAUCAUGGUCGUCUUCAUCAUCAUGGACGACCGGGACAAGAAGCAGGGUGACAGCGUGCUCGAACUCAAGGAGGCCAAGUUUGUCAACGAGGGCGGCGAGAGCAGGGUCGUCAUUGAGCGGUACCUCGACACCUUCCCGUUCCAGUACUACCUGAUUGUGCACAACCUGGAGGAGCUGCCGAGUGCGCUGGCUGGUCUGCUGCGGACAUGGUUUGCAGAGGUCAAUUCAUAA
Molecule: messenger RNA, 14700 nt
Organism: Akanthomyces muscarius
Lineage: Eukaryota; Fungi; Ascomycota; Sordariomycetes; Hypocreales; Cordycipitaceae
Exons: 2
Coding region: 1-14700 (4899 amino acids)
Biological process (GO): ribosomal large subunit assembly; rRNA processing
Cellular component (GO): nucleus; preribosome, large subunit precursor
Molecular function (GO): ATP hydrolysis activity; ATP binding
Source: RefSeq, a predicted model, not a curated record